AUGUCUAAAGUAAUAUCGGCCUUUUCAAGUGGGUUUGAAGCAAAAAACGGGGUUGAAUACGAUCCGUACGAAGAGUAUUUCUCUCCGCAGCGUCCUGGGUGUCUUUAUCCAUUUUUAAGUCGAAAUUGACCAGGCUUUUUGGCCUUGAUAUUAGAUCUGAUGCAUGAGAUAAUUUGGAGUUGUUUUUUUCCAAAGAUUGAUAGGCAAUACCUGCCUUUAGUAUAGAAAUGUCUUUUAUAUGAGUUUUCACAGAUUUUACAUCGACUUUUAUCUGUGCGACUGCAGAAAUUUCCUUGUUUUCGACUUUACUUUUUUAGUGGACUUCUAGUGGGAAAAAGUUGAUGUUGUUCAUUGAGAACGGCCUGUAUACAAGUAUAUUAUGCUCUGUGCAGUUGCUAUGACGAUAGGAGGGCAAAUUAAGCAUAAUAUCUCACGGUUUUUUACUGAUUAAUUGUUCGAAAUUUGCGAUAUUACAUUAGAUAUAUUGUGGAGUAGAUUGAUGUUGAAAAUAUUGAAUUUUUGUUCGAAAAAUAAGUUCAUUGUUAUAUAAGGUGUUGAAAGGCGUGUUGAUGGUAAUUUUCCGCGUUUUGCUUUGAAAUUUGUUUGGUAUGUCUAAUUUUCAACUUUUAGAACUUAACCAAUAUGGCUGAAGAAACGAAGCCAAAGACAGUGUUGCCUGACAAGCCAUUCAUCAGGCUUCGAGGACUCCCUUAUUCCGCUCGAGAUGAUGACAUUAUUCAAUUUUUGGGUCGUAAGUCUUUUUGUUCUUGUUUUGUUUUUAGGUAUCUACUCCAAUAUAAAAUCUGGUCCAUUAUCCAUUUCAGCUGAUGUCCAUGUGACAUACAUUUAUUUCACUUCAAAUUCCGACGGCAAACCAUCCGGUGAAGCUUAUGUUCAAGUGAUGGGAGACGAUGAUGUUGCCAAAUCUCAAGAAAAACACCAGCAGAACCUGGGAAAUCGAUACAUCGAGGUUUUCGUCGUCGCCGAUGCCGACCAACUGAUCAAACGGAUCCAAAGCACCUUGGUGGACCGGAAUACGGGUGCUGUCCGAGUCCGUGGACUUCCGUACAGUUGCAAGAAGGAGGAUGUUUAUGACUUUUUUAAAGGUACGUCAAAUUUUUGAGGCGAUUUAUAUUGUACAUGUUGGAUACUGGUGGUUUAUGGUUUGAUAAGCCUGGAAUUGGAUGGGUGAAGGGGUAAUUGUCUUCUGAGGGGACUUUUUCGCUGAUUUUUUGUCGGAAAAGUUCGUAAAAAUUACUGUCUCUCCUCAGAACACAGUCACCCCUUCCGGGCGGAUGGCUGAAAAGUGGGCAGAGCGAGCUCAAAAGCCUGGGUCCCCAAAACGGGCGAGGAAAAAACGGUGCACGGUUUCGUUGUUUACAUGGUAUACUCUCUAGGUAUGUCGGUGGUCGAGGUGAUCUUCGGGAAGGAGCCAGGGGAAUGGGGCCGGCCCACAGGUGAGGCUUUCAUCCGGUUCAGUACGAAAGAGGAGGCGGACCGGGCUAUGCAACUAAAUGGGCAAUAUCUCGGGAAAAGGUAACGUGGUUUUUGGGUCUUGCAAUCUCUUACAAUUUCAGUUAUGGUGUGGUUAGUCUUAGCGGUCUAAAAAGCGGGUGUUUUGGGAGAUAUUCGGGGAGGUCUUUAUCUUAUACAUGGUGGAUAAAUUUUUUGGUAAUUUAGAGAAUUUUGAACGAGUUUCUUGAUGUAUUUUUGGUUUCUUGGAAAAUUUUUGCUAUAUUUUGCCUAUUUAAUCGAGUUUUGUAGACAAAAAAUUUUGAACAGUAAAAUUUCCAAGUGUAAUAUUUUUGAUCAACAAAAUUUUAGUUUUUGGUAUUUUCACUGUAUCAUUGCGAAUAUUUUUGCAGUCAUAUGUCUUUUAAUGAAUUUUUAUGUCUUUUUUGAGGGUCAGGAAAGGGAGUUACGAAAAAUUUUUUUUAAUUUUUUCUCAAACAAGUAUAAUAUUUUAGAUACGUCGAACUGUUCAAAGUCGAUUUGGAUGCCUUUGAGAACUUCAAGUUGAAGAUGGAUCCUAACAGAAUCAGACCGUUGAAUGCUGUGGAGAACCCUUGGGGCGGAUAUUACCCACCGCCGCCACCAGCUUACGGAGGUGGAUAUGGGUAAGAUAAGGUUUUGAGAAGAUUGGGGUUUAAAUUUGUUUAAAAUCACGAGUUUUUAUUUAAUUUCAAUUUCAGAGGGCCUCCACAAGAGUACGGGAAAUACGAAGGAGGAGGAGGAGACCGGGCUCCAUAGUAAGUUCUUAUUUUUAUUUUUGUUCUUAAUUUAGGUACAUUGGAUUUUCAAGAAGAUGUUUUUGAGACUUUCAAUGGUUAUAUUAUCUGUUGUUAUCUGUGCUGGCCAAAAAUAUACCGAGUUUAUGGCCAAAAUAUUACUUGAUGAUCAUGGAUAAUAUAAAUGGCUCGUAUUUUCAGUUAUGACCCCUACGCCUAUCGUCAAGGACCACCAGCCCCAUCCUACGGCGGUGGGCGAGGUGGUGGCGGCGGCGGAUACCAACCGCCACCAGCUUCCGCAGGCUACGGACAAGACCCGUAUUAUGGAGGGGGUGCGGCAAGAGGAGCCAGGGCUGGAUAUGGGCCACAAGGAGGAUACGGCGGUGGAUACGAUCGUUACAAUCAGUCCGAACCCCCAACUCCAAAUAAAAUCCAGAUGAGGGGUCUGCCAUAUAGGGUAACCCAACAACAGAUCUUCGAUUUCUUUGCACCAAUUCAGCCGACGGAAAUUAAAAUUGGGUAUUUGGAUGAUGGAAGAGCCUCUGGCGAUGGUGUUGUUGAAUUUGCGAAUGAGAGAGAUGCUAGAGAAGCUUUUAAGAAGGACAGAGAAUGCAUCAAACAAAGGUAGGGGGGUUAGGACGAGGUUUUUUAUAUUGUAGUAGGUGUAGAUGGGGAAGAUGAAAAAAAAAAUCUAAAAUUUGAUGUUUUUUAGGUGGGAACUGAUUUAUAUAGGGAAGAAAUGACAAAUAUAUUGUGAUUUUGUAGUGAAUAUAGUAUUUUUGACCUUGAAUUCCGGUAUCUUACACUUGAUUUUGCAGAUAUAUUGAGCUCUUCCCUGGCGAUCAAAUGAAACUCCCAGCCUCCACAACGUACAAGAGCAUCUACAAAUCGGCUGUAGACCCAUACAAGGUCGUGGAUCCGUAUAAAAUGGACCCCUACAAACCAGUCGACCCAUAUUCUCCAUACGGAGCUCCCGCCACCGCUCCUGCCAUGCCCGCUCAACCCUACGGCCAACCCGGAACAUGGAGAUAUUGA
Molecule: messenger RNA, 3263 nt
Organism: Bursaphelenchus xylophilus (pine wood nematode)
Lineage: Eukaryota; Metazoa; Nematoda; Chromadorea; Rhabditida; Aphelenchoididae
Source: the annotation of a GenBank genome assembly